Ilyonectria robusta is the source of this 618-nucleotide messenger RNA. RefSeq lists its product as uncharacterized. The record is from RefSeq and is a predicted model, not a curated record. The transcript has a single exon. Bases 1 to 618 code for a protein of 205 amino acids. Lineage: Eukaryota; Fungi; Ascomycota; Sordariomycetes; Hypocreales; Nectriaceae. Gene Ontology annotation, molecular function: protein-macromolecule adaptor activity. Gene Ontology annotation, biological process: proteasome regulatory particle assembly.
AUGUCAUCCUCCGCUGACACCACCCCCAUAUCCCCGGCCCGCUUCGCCGCCGCCCUCAAAGAGCUCUCCAUCGCCAUGCUCCACCUCAAAGUCCUCGAGAUCCGCAACUCCAUCGCCCACCUGCAGUACUCCAACGACCAGCUCAAGCCCUUCGCCGAGGGCUCUGCGACCGCCCUCUCUGAAACUGACACCUCGGGUACCAGCGCCCCCGACCAGGACUGCAUCGACGCCAUCAAGGAGAACGACCAGGUCAUCGACCGCAUGGCCGAGCGCAUCGCCAUCAUCCGCGUCGAGGUCGAGGACCGUGGGCUCAGCUGGGAGGAGUUCCAGAGCCGGGACGAGGCCGAGUCGAAGAAGGAGGACGAGCCUGAGAAGACAAACGGCACGACCCCUGCCGCGCCGACCACGAACGCAUCUGCAUCGGGCACCACCGGUGACCCAUGGAGCGACGGCACCUUCCAGGUGGGUACGAUCCGGAACGGAGAGCUGCACAUGGACGGCCAGGCCAGCCAGCCAGCGGGCGGCAGCUUGAGCGACGAGCAGCUGAGACGAGCUUUGGAGGAGCGCAUGCGGGAUCUUGGGACCGACGAUGACAACGAGGGGGGCAUGCACCUGUGA